UGUUCUUACUUGCACAAACACAAUCGUUCUAUACUCCAUAUCAUUAUCUAUAUACUAGACACUUUCCCUAGCCUUGCCUAAGACUCUUGUAACUCAGAUACAAAAUGUAUUUGCAGAAGCUCCAAUUUUGCGUCUCCAUCAUCUUAAUCACCUCCUCAUCAUUCUGCUUUGGCAGCCACAGAAAUGACCCAUACAACCCAAUGGCCCGCCUCUCCUCAGUUAGGACCGCCAGCAGGGGUCGAACCUCCUACUAUGACUCUGACUCCUGGAGGCAGCUCAUGCUGAAGCGGAGUCGAGCUGCCUCUUCAUCAACUUCACUUAAGUUGGUGAACGUAAAUGACUACGGUGCUAGAGGAGAUGGAAGUGAUGAUACUGAGGCAUUCAUGAAAGCCUGGGAGGUUGCUUGUUCUGCUCAGAGAGCUGCUCUAGUAGUCCCUCAGAGCAAAACCUAUCGUCUAACGCCCAUCACAUUCUCAGGUCCUUGCAAAUCUGACGUCACAGUGAAGAUCUAUGGAACAAUCGAGGCUUCUACUGACCAAUCAGCCUACCAAAAGGAUCCAAGACAAUGGCUGAAGUUUGAAAACUUGGAAAACUUGGCAGUAGAAGGCGGUGGCUACAUAAACGGCAAUGGAGAAACAUGGUGGAAAAAAUCCUGCAAAAGAGACCCAAACCUCCCUUGCAAGGACGCACCAACAGCGUUGACAUUCCAAGAAUGCAACAAUCUCAGGGUAGCUGACUUAUCCAUAAAAGAUGCACAACAAAUGCAUCUUGUAUUCCAGAAGUGUGUGAACGUGAGAGCAGUGAACCUCCAGAUAACUGCUCCUGAGGAAAGCCCAAAUACUGAUGGAAUUCAUGUCACAGAAACUCAAAAUAUCAUCAUUGAUAGUUGUGUCAUUGGGACAGGGGAUGAUUGCAUUUCUAUAGUAAGUGGGUCGAGAAAAGUUCAAGCUACGGAUAUAACCUGUGGCCCCGGCCAUGGCAUCAGCAUUGGAAGCUUGGGAGCAGAUAAAUCAGCUGACUAUGUUUCGGAUGUCCUAAUAAAUAAAGCAAAACUUUCAGGAACCAAGAACGGUGUGAGAAUAAAGACUUGGCAGGGAGGAUCAGGGUAUGCGAGAAACAUCAAAUUUGAGAACAUUGCAAUGACCAACGUGGAGAAUCCCAUAAUCAUAGAUCAGAACUAUUGUGAUCAAAAGGAAUCGUGUCCACAGCAGGCCGCAGCUGUUCAAGUAACGGACGUGUCUUACAUGAAUAUCAGAGGAACCAGCGCUUCAGAAGAGGCCAUAAAAUUCGACUGCAGCAAGAACCAUCCAUGUCAAGAUAUUUUCUUGCAAAACAUCAACCUCCAAAGCGGAUCUUCAGUCACCGAAGCUUCUUGCUCAAAUGUUAGACUUACCCAAACUGGAAGAGUCUCCCCUCACUGUACCUAAGGACAAAGGGAAGGGGCUGCUAUCUUUUGUCAACCUUUAUAUAAUUUGGCGCUGUAAAUGUGUGCUUUAUCAAUUAGAAUGGAAUAGUAACCUCGAACUUUACAUUAAAUAAAAUCGU
Messenger RNA from Eucalyptus grandis, 1545 nucleotides. RefSeq names its product polygalacturonase. Gene Ontology annotation, biological process: pectin catabolic process; fruit dehiscence; anther dehiscence. Gene Ontology annotation, molecular function: polygalacturonase activity. NCBI's taxonomy places the organism in Eukaryota, Viridiplantae, Streptophyta, Magnoliopsida, Myrtales, Myrtaceae. The transcript has 9 exons. The record is from RefSeq and is a predicted model, not a curated record. The coding region runs from base 105 to 1427 and encodes 440 amino acids.